This is a messenger RNA of Epithele typhae, 1143 nucleotides long. RefSeq lists its product as uncharacterized. Lineage: Eukaryota; Fungi; Basidiomycota; Agaricomycetes; Polyporales; Epitheliaceae. Bases 1 to 1143 code for a protein of 380 amino acids. The record is from RefSeq and is a predicted model, not a curated record. The transcript has 3 exons.
AUGGACUCCUACGAAACCCCGCGUCCAAAGCGCGGAACCAGUCAGGAAAGAGAAAGCUUGAAAAAGAAAUUGGAGAAGCUGGAAAGCGAGCUCGCAAGAGUCCAAUCAAAGUUGGAACAAACACAGUCGCACUACCACAAGGUGGAGGAAGAUUGCCUCGCGAUGUCGUCCAAAAUGAAGGCGCUGGAGGGACGCAUCAACGGAGAAUUCAAACGUGAGCUCGCGGUCCAGCUACGCGGCACGACCGCUAUGAAGGCCCUCCUCGACACACGCACCGCCGAGCUUCAAGCAGCGCAAGCGUUCCUCGACAGGGUGGACGACGUCGCCGAUAGCGACGUCCUCCGCCUCGUCUCCACACUCAACGCGCGUGUAUACCAAACCGCGGCUUCCAUCUCCGAGGCGUACCAAGUCCGCUGUGGAGUGUCGCAAGACGACGUGGAGGAUGCGUCCGUGAUGGUAUCCCAGAGCGACAUGCUUUCGGAUACCGUCCUCGAGACGUUGCGCUUGACCAGCCGCAAAGGAGACUCCGUCCUCCUCCAAACCGGGAUCGAGAGCAUGCUCGUGACGUGCGCACAUAUCCUCUGCUCGUUUUGGGUCGCGCCAGGAAACCAGAUGGAGCACCUUCACGAGCAGGUAUACAAGAGCAGAGCAGAGACUCAGCCUGUCGCUGGGAGAUGGCGCGCGAUAUAUCGCUCUCACCUCCGCAAUAUCCACCCGCCCGAAGGCGACUUGCAGAGCUUUGUAGAGGGAUUGCUCGUCAACUUGCUCGCGGCCCUCCUCCAUGUGUGCGGCGUCCCAGACGCUGCCGAAGAUCUCUGCGGCGAACUUCAUCGCACGAGCGGAAAGGCGCUUCACGACAUUGUGCAGCUCGCGUUGGAGUUCCGGCGCAUUGUGGGCGAGGCGGUGGUCUCGCGCAACUUCUUAGCGACCAUAGUGCCUUCGGGAGAAUGCUUUGACGAGGUGGAGAUGGAAGAUGAAUGGGCGGAUCCGAAGAAGACUAAAAGGCGUGAGGUCGAAGAUCCGGCAGUGCUUUGCACUACGGGUCUUGGGUUGGUGCGCGAGGUCACUGAAGCCGAUGGACGACAUGUGGCUCUGUUGGUGAAACCGAAGGUUGUCUUGAGCUCGGUUCUUGGGAGUUUGUAA